Molecule: messenger RNA, 2592 nt
Organism: Aphis gossypii (cotton aphid)
Lineage: Eukaryota; Metazoa; Arthropoda; Insecta; Hemiptera; Aphididae
Product: cationic amino acid transporter 2-like
Exons: 14
Coding region: 271-2052 (593 amino acids)
Biological process (GO): amino acid transport; transmembrane transport
Cellular component (GO): plasma membrane
Molecular function (GO): amino acid transmembrane transporter activity
Source: RefSeq, a predicted model, not a curated record
GUUUUAUUGCCAGUCGAACGAUAGAUCGCGAAACGUGAAUAGUCACGUUUAGUGUGGAUCGAAUAUCGGAUAAUAUUUCUUUUAUAGACCAUACAGACGUUACAUUCCUUCACUAUUCAUAAAAAACUAUAUAAUAUUUACUAUAUUCUGAUAAUUGCAUACUUGUCUACACUUACCAGGAUACGUUUAAUUAUUAAUUAUUAUAAAAUAUAUCGGUAGGUUAGUUAUUAGCACAGAUUAUUCUGAGAAUCGAUUUGGAAAGAACUGAAAAUGACCGGCUCUUGGACUAAGGACGUUUACCAGAAACUCAGUCGGAAAAAGACCUACGUGGAAGAAAUCGGAGUUGAAAAAGACAAAUUUAAACGAGUGCUAAACGUCGUGGAUUUGACCGCAUUAGGCACUGGUUCCACGUUAGGAUGUGGUGUUUAUGUAUUGGCCGGAACAGUAGCAAAGUCGGUUGCUGGACCGGCUGUUGUAUUGUCUUUUAUAUUGGCUGCAACAGUAUCUUCGUUUUCAGGUGUUUGUUAUGCUGAAUUCGCUAGCCGGGUGCCUAAAGCAGGAUCCGCAUAUAUUUACAGUUAUGUGGCAGUAGGAGAAUUUAUUGCAUUCGUAAUUGGCUGGAAUUUACUACUGGAACACACAAUUGGUACCGCUGCUGUUGCCAAAGCUAUGAGUAACUAUUUAGAUUCUUUACUCGGAGAUCCCCAGAAAAUGUUUAUGAAAAAACAUUUUUCAAUACACUUGGAUUUUUUGGGAGAAUAUCCGGAUGUUGCAUCAUUUUUGUUUAUUAUGUCUAUCGCUUUGGUCGUGGCCUGGGGUGUUCGUAAAUCGUCAACUCUGAAUAACCUUUUUACUACAUUAAAUUUAUUGACUGUAUGUACGGUCAUUGUUAGUGGAUUUUAUUUUGCGAAUUUAUCGAAUUGGUUCAUCGAUAAAAAUGAUAUCCCAGCCGGAGUAAACGGUGGCAAUGGUGGAUUCUUGCCGUUUGGCUGGACUGGUAUGGUCGCUGGAGCUGCGAGAUGUUUUUAUGGGUUUAUCGGUUUUGAUUCAAUUGCUUCAACUGGCGAAGAAACAAAAAACCCCAAAAAGACUAUACCAUUGGCAAUCGUUUUGACGCUGUUCAAUGUCACGGUUGCGUACUCGAGCGUAGCGUCGGUGUUGACCUUGAUGUGGCCAUAUUACGAUCAAGAUCCGAAUGCACCCUUACCGGUUAUAUACGAAAAUCUGGGAAUGCCUGUACUGAAAUAUUUGGUCACCGGUGGUGCGGUAUUCGCACUUUUCACCACCUUAAUAGGAUGCCUGUUCCCGAUACCGCGAAUUCUGUACGCGAUGUCCAGUGACGGGUUGCUGUUCAGUUUCUUGUCGAAGAUCAACGAGAAGACCAAGACGCCGUUCAUAGCCGCUAUAAUUUGUGGUGUCUGUGCAGGUCUAUUGUCGACCAUAUUCAAUCUAGAGCAGCUCGUCGACAUGGCGUCCAUUGGCACGCUUCAAUCGUAUAUGAUCGUUUGCGUCUGCGUUUUGAUCCUAAGGUAUAGAAAUACUAAUUUAUACAGCCGGGAUUCAGACAGUCCUGAAGUAUAUACGAUUACCACGUGGUUAAAUGUUUCGAACUCAAAUAUUACCAACCAGGAAACCCAAUACGUGUCAAGAGUAUUGAUAACCAUUUUCUCAAUUACUGCGUGCAUAUUUUGCAUUUCUGUAGUAAAUUGGGAUUCUCAUCAAGACAGUGUUCGAUUGAUAUUGAGCUUCAUAAUUGGUUUGUCAGCCAUUAUAUUAUUGGUUGUUACGUUAAUGUUGAACAGACUUCCACAAGCAAUUGAAAGUUUACCGUUUAAGGUGCCUUUUGUUCCUUUUGUACCGUGUUUGAGUAUAAUUCUUAACUUGUAUCUGAUGAUGGAACUAAAUUUCAAGACGUGGAUUAGAUUCAGCAUUUGGCUAAUAAUUGGUUUGUUAAUAUACGCUUUCUACGGCCUGCAACACAGCAUAGAAGGUGUCAAAGACCAGACGACUAAAACUGAAGAAGGCAAAAACGAACAAAAAAUCUCCAACUAAUUUUUUCCACGAUAAAGUGUAUAACCAAGCAUUUUGUGUUUAUUUAUAUGUAUUAUUAUUCAUAUAAUCAUGAAUAGAUAUAAAUAACGUUUAAAGUAAAUGCAAUUUACCGCGGUAAAAUAUUACGAGUACCUACCUAUAUUUUUUUAUUGCUGUUUGAAUUUUUUAUUUUUUACUUUUAUUUUUUUAUUGCAUGUAAAUUAAAACUAUUAAACAACAAAAGUCAUGAAAACUCCAAUUCUCAUUUAGUUUAUGGAUUAUAUUAUUUUAUAUCUAAUAUUAUUAUAUAACAUGACGUUCAGUUGUUUUUAACUCUUGAGAACUCUAAAGUUUCUAUAAGAAAGAUUACAUACUAACUUCAAGAGAUAUUUCAAGAGCAAAUUGUAGCAAAUAAGACAGCUUUCCAUAAUAUAAAGUUCUGUCAAUAAAUGGUUUCUCCAACCAAGUCGUCUAUUUUUUUAGUCAUUUACUAAUUUUUGACUAUUGUAAAAAAACUGCUUACAAAUUAUAAUAUCUACUAAUAAAAUUAUCAAUCAAAAA